AUGCUUUGCUAGCUUUAAAAUUUCUUUUCAAUUAAUUUUUAGUUUUUCACCUAAAUUAUUUAGUUGUUUUUAAAAUAGUUAACCAGCUACUUGCUUUUUGGCAUUUUGGUUUCCACAAAUAAAAAUUGCAUGAUGAAUAAUAUUUGCUAUUUUAAAUAUUUUUGGAUAUAACAAUUUAAAUCCAGUAAAAUAAUAAUUUUGGGGCAAACAACCUUAUCUAUUAGCAGUGUGUAAUAAGAGAAGAUUUUCUACAAUUUGUUCCUGUCCAUAGUACUGUAGGAUCUGAAUUGGCCAACACUAUUAUAAGUACUUUGACAUCUUUAGGACUAAAUUUAAAAAAUGCUCGAGGGCAAGGGUAUGACGGUGCAGCAAACAUGAGGUCUGCAUUUAGAGGAGUUCAAGCAGUUAUAAUGAAACAAUUUCCAAAAGCACUAUACACGCACUGUUUUGCUCAUUGUUUAAACUUAUGUCUUAACGAUGCAUCAAAAGUGCAACAAGUGAGAAAUGCUCUGGGUGUUGUACAGGAAGUAAGUGCAUGUUUUCGUGCAUCAGCUAAACGGUCAACUGUACUACGGAAAAAAUUAGAAUCUAAAUCCUUUUCUGGGUUGAAAAAAUUUUGCGAGACUAGAUGGGUAGAACGACACGAGUCAAUUUUAAUUUUGGUUGAAGGUUUUAUUGAAAUAAUUAGUGCAUUGGAAGAACUUAUGUCAAUAGAACAUGAUAAAGCAGUUUUUCCAUUACAUAAAUCUAUGUGUAAUUUUAAUUUUAUUAUAACUAUCUGUAUUUUGGAAAAGGUCCUUGGAAUAACUUAUUUUAUUUCAAAAUAUCUUCAAACAGAAAAUAUUGAUUUAUCCAUUGCAAUAGAAUCUGUAGAAUUGACAAUUCAAAAAUUACAAGAUUUACGGACGGAAGAAACUUUUUUUUCUAUAUUUCAUCGUGCUUGUGAAAUCGCAAAAGAAGUUGGUACAUCACCAACCAUACCAAGAGUAGUCGGGACUCAAAAACAUCGAGAAAAUUAUGCCAUACUCAAUAAUGACCAUGUCUCUUACUACAGACAAUCAUUAUAUUAUCCAUAUUUAGAUGAUAUUUUAGCAUCAUUUAAUGAACGUUUUAAAAUGAACUCUAAUAUUUUUAUUUCUUUAUCUUCUUUAUUACCAAGCAAAAUUGGUAAUUUAUCAUUUAGUGAUAUACAGCCAGCUAUUGAUUUUUAUGAAGAAGAUUUAAGAUCUAAUAACCAAAACAUUCACAUGGACUUAUUAAAAAAUGAAUUUGAAUUUUGGAAGCAAAAAUGGUCUAAUGAAGAAAAUAAUUUACCAAAAAAUGCAUUAGACACAUUAUCAAAAUGCCCCGAAGAUUUAUUCCCACAUAUAAAUAUUUUAUUAAAACUUCUUGCUAUUUUGCCUGUAUCAACGGCAUCGGUUGAAAGAAGUUUUUCUUCUUUAAAAAGAAUCAAGACCUAUUUAAGAAACUCUACCGGUGAGGCAAGAUUAAACGGAUUAGCUCUUAUGAAUAUCCACAGAGACAUACAAAUUGACACAGAUGCUAUUUUAAAUAUGUUUGCGUCUAAAAAGGAAAGGCGUUUAGAUUUUAAAUUGUGACAAUUUAAUAAUGAAUGCAUAAUACAUUAAAAACUAUGUGUAUAUAUUA
Messenger RNA from Metopolophium dirhodum (rose-grain aphid), 1647 nucleotides. Its product is annotated as 52 kDa repressor of the inhibitor of the protein kinase-like. The coding region runs from base 375 to 1598 and encodes 407 amino acids. The transcript has a single exon. The record is from RefSeq and is a predicted model, not a curated record. Gene Ontology annotation, molecular function: protein dimerization activity. NCBI's taxonomy places the organism in Eukaryota, Metazoa, Arthropoda, Insecta, Hemiptera, Aphididae.